Molecule: messenger RNA, 1557 nt
Organism: Pteropus alecto (black flying fox)
Lineage: Eukaryota; Metazoa; Chordata; Mammalia; Chiroptera; Pteropodidae
Product: male-specific lethal 3 homolog
Biological process (GO): regulation of DNA-templated transcription; chromatin organization
Cellular component (GO): MSL complex; NuA4 histone acetyltransferase complex; nucleus
Source: RefSeq, a predicted model, not a curated record
AUGUACCUACUACAAACUGGAGGGCUUCGACAGCAGAAGCCUGAGAUCAAGGUGCUGGCAGGCGUCGCGUGGGCUCCCGUACGACGCCCUGCCCAACCGACCCAGAUUGUCGAUGUUGUUAUUGUUGGGAAAGAUGAAAAAGGCAGAGACACCCCAGAAUAUCUAAUCCAUUUUAAUGGUUGGAACAGGAGCUGGGAUAGACGCGCAGCUGAAGAUCAUGUCCUCCAUGACACCGAUGAAAAUCAGAGAUUGCAGUGUAAAUCGGCAAAAAAAGCUGUAGCUCCCCUGAGAAUCACAGGAAGAAAGAGGAAGCGAAGCGCCAGGUUGCCUGGUGUUGACUUUAUCUUAAAAAGCCUUCCCACUGAAGAAAAAUAUGAAAAUGAGAACUCAAUAAGCACUUUUUCUGAUGACAGUGGUGAAGGAAAGGAUGGAGCAAUAUCUGAAGAAAAUGAUAUUGGAAAGACUGAAAUGAAGGAAGAACCAGAGCUGCACACAAAAAGAGAGAUGGAAGAAAGAAUAAUAACUAUAGACAUCCCGGAAGUUCUGAAGAAGAAACUCGAGGAUGAUUGUUAUUAUAUCAACAGGAGGAAACGGUUAGUGAAACUUCCAUGCCAGACCAACAUCAUAACUAUUUUGGAAUCCUAUGUGAAGCAUUUUGCUAUCAAUGCAGCCUUUUCAGCCAGUGAGAGGCCUUAUCAUCAUGCUGUGUCACACACCAACAUGAAUGUGCAUUGCAUCCCAGCAGAAAAGAAUGUUGACCUUUGUAAGGAGAUGGUGGAUGGAUUAAGAAUAACCUUUGAUUACACUCUCCCAUUGGUUUUGCUCUAUCCAUAUGAACAAGCUCAGUAUAAAAAGGUGACUUCGUCCAAGUUUUUUCUUCCGAUUAAGGAAAGUGCCAUAAACACUAAUAGGAACCAGGAGGGACUCUCUCUAAGUCCACCUUCGUUGAAUCGGUUCACCCCACAGUCCACGGAGAGUCGGUGUGAGCUUGCUGCUCCCAAAAGGCGCAAAGCUGAGCCAGAAGCCUUGCAGUCUCUGAGGCGGUCCAGGCGCCACUCUGCCAACUGCGAUAAGCUGUCUGAGAGCAGUGCCUCGCCUCAGCCCAAGCACCAGCAGCAGGACGUGUCCACCAGCAUGCCCAAGCUGUUCCUGCACCUAGAAAAGAAGACGCCUGUGCAUAGCAGACCAUCCUCGCCUGUUCCUCUGACCCCAAGCAAGGAAGGCAGUGGGGUGUUUGCCAUCUGUGAAGGCAGAACUAAUGAAAUAAAUGAGGUCCUCUCCUGGGAACUCGUACCCAACAGUUACCCACUAGGUGACCAGUCUCUUCCACCUUCCUACAUUUAUGGGGCACAACACUUGCUGAGAUUGUUUGUGAAACUUCCAGAAAUCCUGGUCAAGAUGUCCUUUUCGGAGAAGAAUCUGAAGGCUUUACUGAAGCACUUUGACCUCUUUCUGAGGUUUUUAGAAGAGUACCACGACAACUUCUUCCCAGAGUCUGCCUAUGUCACCGCCUGUGAGGCAUACAACAGCAUUAAGAAUCCCAGGGCAAUUUAUUAA